Messenger RNA from Abrus precatorius (Indian licorice), 2606 nucleotides. RefSeq names its product protein YLS7-like. Gene Ontology annotation, cellular component: Golgi apparatus. The transcript has 4 exons. Gene Ontology annotation, molecular function: O-acetyltransferase activity. Lineage: Eukaryota; Viridiplantae; Streptophyta; Magnoliopsida; Fabales; Fabaceae. The record is from RefSeq and is a predicted model, not a curated record. Bases 394 to 2217 code for a protein of 607 amino acids.
GGUCAUGAAAUUGAGGUAAGGUUCUCGUUGAUAAACAAACGCAUCUGAGACCUCUAUCUUGAAUUACGCACCAUUCCUUGCACAGAGGGACAAGCAUCAGAAACAGAGCCAAAACUUGUUGCCAUUUUCACCCAAAUUUCGCUUUCUUUUGGUGCUUACGCUGCUGCCUCUAUUUUCGUAUCCAACAUUUUCACCAUUCCCUUCACUGUGCACCCAGAAAUUCUCGCAAAGGGUUGCUCUAGGGGAUUGAUUUCAUCUCAGCCACCAGUUACCUGAAUCUCCUUUGUGGUUUUCAUCACUAGAAGCUGUGUUUAAUAAUUAACAUUUAGUUCUUUUCUAAGGUUUUGAAAGAUUUCAGGCUUCAGGGUUUGAUGUAGGGCUUGAUUGUAUUGGAUGAAUGACAUGGCUUGGAAUAUCUCCAAAGGUUCUCCCAGAAUGUCUUUCCAUCCAAAGCCUCUCUCUUGGAUUGUAGUUUUAGUGGGAGCACUUGCAGUUUUCUUAAUUUAUGCUUCCUGGGUUCUUGUAUCAUCCCCAAUCGGUGCCACGGUUCAUGGAUAUUUUUAUAAUGUAGGUAGUUUAGACAAGAUAAAUUUACCUGUCCCUUCAGUAAAUGAAGCUCCUAUUGAUGGUAAUUUGAAUGAAAGUUUAGAUCUUGCUGAUAGGAAACCAUCCUCUGAUACAAAAUCUUCCACAAUGUCCACUGGGGUGUCUAGUGAUAGCAAGAUGGAACAGACUGAUACGACAUUAAACCCACAAGUAGACUUGACUGAGUCUACUUCAGUGAAUCUUCCGACAAAGAAGGAGGUGAGUGGCGAUGUGCAAGUUUCUAAGUCACAAGAGUCAGAAACUUCGUUUGGCGAUGGUGCAGAUGCAAUUAACAAUAGCUUGCCUAUUAAAGCAGAUUCACAAAUUGAUUUGCCUUCGAGUGCAACUCUGCCAGUGGUGGGUACCAAUUCUUCCAAUGCGACAGGUAAUAUUAGAAUGGAGGGACCAACUUCCAUGGCUUUGAUCAAUCAGUCCAGUGCUGUAAUGACUCCAUCAAAUGAAACCUCGAUGCCUUUUGAUGAUUCCACGUCAACAGUUUCAGCAUCAGUAGAGAGGCCAAAUAACACAUCCUAUGAUGGUUCAGUUAAUUCAGGCUGCGAUCUGUACCAUGGGAAUUGGAUCUAUGAUCCAUUGGGACCAUUAUACACAAACAAUUCAUGCCCUGUAUUGACGCAGAUGCAGAAUUGCCAGGGUAAUGGGAGGCCUGACAAGGAUUAUGAAAAUUGGCGAUGGAAGCCCUUUCAAUGUGACCUCCCACGAUUUGAUCCCAAGAAAUUUUUGGAGCUGAUGAGAGGGAAGACCUUGGCUUUCAUAGGAGAUUCAGUAGCUCGAAACCAGAUGGAAUCGAUGCUGUGCAUUCUCUGGCAGGUAGAGGUACCAAAGAAUCGGGGAAAUCGAAAUAUGCAACGAUAUUAUUUUAGGUCCACAUCAGUUAUGAUUGUCAGGAUAUGGUCCUCAUGGCUAGUCAAACUAACAUCUGAACCAUUCGAUUAUGCACCUGCUGGUGUUGAUAAGCUCCAUCUUGAUGCCCCUGAUGAAAAGUUGAUGGAAUACAUCCCAAAAUUUGAUGUGGUUGUUCUUUCUUCCGGUCAUUGGUUUGCCAAGCAGUCUGUGUAUAUUCUGAACAACGAGAUAGUUGGAGGACAGUUGUGGUGGCCUGACAAGUCUCGGCAAAUGAAGGUUAACAAUGUUGAUGCAUAUGGCAUAUCUGUUGAAACAAUUCUUACUGCUAUUGCUACACUUCCAAAUUACACAGGGCUUGCAAUUGUGCGUUCCUAUUCACCUGAUCAUUAUGAGGGUGGAGCCUGGAAUACAGGUGGAUCAUGCACUGGGAAGUCUAAGCCUCUUGCACUUGGUGAACUGGUGGAAAAUGUGCACACAAAUACAAUGCAUGAGCAACAGGUGACAGGUUUUAACCGUGCAGUGAAAAAGGCAACAAAUGGAUCAAAGUUGAGGUUAAUGGACAUCACUGAAGCCUUUCAAUACAGGCAUGAUGGUCAUCCUGGCCCAUACAGAAGUCCUGACCCGAAUAAGAUUACCAAACGCGGCCCAGAUGGGAGGCCGCCCCCACAGGAUUGCUUGCAUUGGUGCAUGCCAGGUCCUGUUGAUACCUGGAAUGAACUUGUCCUUGAAAUCAUCAAGAGAGAAUAUGAAGGUGAAAGUGCAUCAUGAGAUUUGUUUAUUUUUUUUUACUAUCAAGAUGUUUGUUGUGCUUCUGCACUCCAAGAGGGUGCCUUGUGUAGAAAUGUUACUUUCUGGGAAUGGGUAAAGGUAGUCCAGUUGAAUCUUUUCAUAGGAUAAUAUAUUAUAGAGGAAUUAAUUUAUUUUUAAGGUUUGGGAUGAUAAGAUGAUAGGUUAUUCCUCAAUCAUCAGAAGCCAUUACUGCUACUACUACAUGGCUAAGAUGAUCUAGAGCUAGUUCUUAUUAUAAGUAUUACCUUACAUUUUCUACUCUUGUUUCUUGCAUUUGAUAUUUUGUAACCCAUAUCAGUUUAUCAGUAUCGAAGAGUUUGAUAUUUGUAAAAAUAAAAAUGCAAGAUAUCAUGCUUUUUUGGAGCUUU